CCACUGUAGAAGAACUGGAGAAAAGACUCCGAAAAUUUUCCAGAACUUUCUGAGAAGGCCAAAGAGCAGCUGGCAGAGGCCGAGCUUCGGAAGCUGAGGCAGCAGUUCAAGAAGAUGGUGGACAGUCGGAAGUCCUUUAACUUCCGCUCCCAGCAGAAGCUCAGCAGCCAGCUCAAGGAAAUCAAGACCCUUCAGGAGGAGCAAGAUGAACUCACCCUGCUUUUGAGUCUCAUCAAUUCCUCAAAGAACUUGGAUCUGAAUGACAAAAACUAUGUGGAACUGCGCUUUCUGAUGCAAACCAAGGAGGACUACGAGGCUCUGAUUAAAUCCAUGAAAGUGCUGCUGGCAGAACUGGAUGGGAAGAUUGUUCAAAUGGAAAAAAAAAUUCUGAGCCAAAGACAGAUCUUCUCCAAAAUACAGGAGGCCAACAACCCCCAGAAACUGCAAAAGCAGAUCCACAUUUUGGAAACCCGUUUAAAUCUCGUCACCACUCACUUUAACAAGAUGCUGGCCACCAAUGCGAAGCUCCGGAAGGAGAUUGAGGACCUUCGGUAUGAGAAGGCUGCUUAUGACCACGUCUACCAGCAGCUCCACCAGCGCCUGCUGAUGCAGAAGAAAACCAUGAACUUGGCCAUUGAGCAAUCCGCUCAGGCCUACGACCAGAGGCUGGAAGCCAUGGCUCGGAUGGCCGCCCUGAAGGACCGCCAGCAGAAGGACAUCUCCCAGUACAACCUGGAGAUCCGCGAGCUGGAGCGCGUCUACAACCACGAGACUAAGCUCAAAUCCUUCCUGCUGGUCAAGCUGAACGAUCGCAUAGAGUUUGAGGAACAGGCCAGAAGAGAAGGAGCCCUCAAAGCCAUGAAGCACGGGAAGAAGAACAAGGGUGAGAGCUCGGAGAGCUACGAGGUGGCACACCUGCGGCUGCUCAAGCUGUCCCAGAACAGAAACCUGCACCAGCUCAUCGAGGACUUUCUAGCCAAGGAGGAGAAGAACUUUGCUCGGUUCACGUACGUCACGGAGCUCAACAAUGACAUGGAGAUGAUGCUCAAGAAGACCCAGAAGAUCCAGGAUGACAUCAUCCGCUUGCAGUCCCAGCAGAAAGCAAGCAGAGACGACAGCCACUCCGUCCUGGGAGAGCUGGAGGAGAAACUGAAGCAGAUCACGGAGGAGGCCGAUGCCUACGAGAACACCUACAAGGACAUCAGCAAGACCUUGGAGACCCUCAGGAGCUCCGUGGAGAAUCUGUUCAAGAAGAUCAAUUGUGACGCCACCAAGAUCUUGGUGCAGUUGGGAGAGACGGGAAAAGUCACCGACAACAACCUUCCCCAGUACCUUGCCAUCAUUGAAAAGAAGACAAACGACCUGCUGCUGCUGGAGUCCUACAGGCGGCUUGUGGAGAUUGACGGGCUGGGCACUGCAGAGACCACGCAGACCUUCAUCAACCCUUUCUGGGGCGGCUCCAGCCUCCUCAAGCCUUUGGAGCCCGCGAAGGUCACCCCCCCAGUGCUGGGGUCCGACCCCUUCAGCGACAGGCUGGACGACGGUGAGCCCUCUCUCUGUGCCUGGGUAGGGAUCCGGCAGUGUGGAGCCUCAGUUUCCCCCCCCCAUGAGCCUCAGGAAACCUCAGCUCCCUCGGACACUGUCUUGGCUGUGGUCACUUGA
Condylura cristata (star-nosed mole) is the source of this 1662-nucleotide messenger RNA. RefSeq names its product coiled-coil domain containing 63 (gene CCDC63). The transcript is spliced from 9 exons. Gene Ontology annotation, cellular component: axoneme. NCBI's taxonomy places the organism in Eukaryota, Metazoa, Chordata, Mammalia, Eulipotyphla, Talpidae. Bases 115 to 1662 code for a protein of 515 amino acids. Gene Ontology annotation, biological process: cilium movement; outer dynein arm assembly. The record is from RefSeq and is a predicted model, not a curated record.